Messenger RNA from Culex quinquefasciatus (southern house mosquito), 566 nucleotides. It is a transcript of the gene ND-13A, whose product is annotated as probable NADH dehydrogenase [ubiquinone] iron-sulfur protein 6, mitochondrial. Gene Ontology annotation, biological process: mitochondrial electron transport, NADH to ubiquinone. Lineage: Eukaryota; Metazoa; Arthropoda; Insecta; Diptera; Culicidae. Bases 97 to 480 code for a protein of 127 amino acids. The record is from RefSeq and is a predicted model, not a curated record. The transcript is spliced from 3 exons.
CGCUGUCAGUCAGCUGCACCGUCAAAAUUCUAAAAGAAGAGGAGGCGCAAGUUUUGCUGGCUCCAAAAUAAACCCGUGAAGAUUUUGCUCGCAAAAAUGGCCUGCCGGAUGCUGCUGUCCUCGUCGGGCCGUGCCCUGAACGCGGUCGCCGGAACGCGCGCCAUCUCCAGCCAGGUGCUGGCCCCGCUUUGCGCCGCCAUCAAGGACGAAAUCACGCACACUGGCCAGUUUUACGACGAUAAGGACUACCGUAACGUGCGCUUCACGAACGCCGCCAAGGUGGUCAACCCGAACUGGGCCAUCAAGCUGGUUGACGAAGCGCCCAUUGUCGAGAGCAGCGCGCGGGUUGUUUACUGCGACGGUGGAACCGAACCGGCUCUGGGACAUCCGAAGGUGUACAUCAAUUUGGACAAACCUGGUGCCCAUGCUUGCGGUUACUGCGGCCAGCGGUUCCAGAAGAAGGAUGACCACCAUCACUAGGAGGAGAGAAGUUCUUUUGGAAAGAAAUCGUGCUGAAUUAGAUUGUUUGAAAUUGAGGAAAUACACUUAAAUGGAAGUCAAAAUUG